Molecule: messenger RNA, 3359 nt
Organism: Camelus dromedarius (Arabian camel)
Lineage: Eukaryota; Metazoa; Chordata; Mammalia; Artiodactyla; Camelidae
Gene: KCNA7
Product: potassium voltage-gated channel subfamily A member 7
Exons: 2
Coding region: 16-1386 (456 amino acids)
Biological process (GO): potassium ion transmembrane transport; protein homooligomerization
Cellular component (GO): voltage-gated potassium channel complex; membrane
Molecular function (GO): protein binding; delayed rectifier potassium channel activity
Source: RefSeq, a predicted model, not a curated record
GGGGCUGCGCGCGCCAUGGAGCCGCGGUGCCCGCCGCCAUGCGGCUGCUGCGAGCGGCUGGUGCUCAACGUGGCCGGGCUGCGCUUCGAGACCCGCGCGCGCACGCUGGGCCGCUUCCCGGACACUCUGCUAGGGGACCCUGUGCGCCGCAGCCGCUUCUACGACGGCGCGCGCCGCGAGUACUUCUUCGACCGACACCGGCCCAGCUUCGACGCGGUGCUCUACUACUACCAGUCCGGCGGCCGGCUGAGGCGGCCGGCGCACGUGCCACUCGACGUCUUCCUGGAGGAGGUGGCCUUCUACGGUCUGGGCGCGGCGGCGCUAGCGCGCCUGCGCGAGGACGAGGGCUGCCCCUUGCCGUCCGAGCGCCCACUGCCCCGCCGCGCCUUUGCGCGCCAGCUCUGGCUGCUCUUCGAGUUCCCCGAGAGCUCGCAGGCCGCGCGCGUGCUCGCCGUCGUCUCUGUGCUUGUCAUCCUUGUCUCCAUCGUCGUCUUCUGCCUCGAGACACUGCCCGACUUCCGCGAUGACCGCGACAACCCGGGGCUCGCCGCGGUGGCUGCCGCUGGCCCGUUCCCGGCUCGACUGAACGGCUCCAGCCCAGUGCCUGGACCCACACCUCGCUUGCCCUUCGAUGACCCGUUCUUUGUGGUGGAGACGUUGUGCAUCUGUUGGUUCUCCUUCGAGCUGCUGGUGCGCCUGGCAACCUGCCCAAGCAAGACAGCCUUCUUCAAGAAUGUGAUGAACCUCAUCGAUUUCGUGGCCAUCCUGCCCUAUUUUGUGGCACUGGGUACUGAGCUGGCCCGGCAGCGGGGGGUGGGCCAGCCAGCCAUGUCAUUGGCCAUCCUUCGAGUCAUCCGACUAGUGCGCGUCUUCCGCAUCUUCAAGCUGUCCCGACACUCCAAGGGCCUGCAGAUCUUGGGCCAGACCCUACGAGCCUCCAUGCGUGAGCUGGGCCUCCUCAUCUUCUUCCUCUUCAUUGGUGUGGUCCUCUUCUCCAGCGCAGUCUACUUUGCUGAGGUUGACCGGGCAGACUCCCAUUUCACCAGCAUCCCUGAGUCCUUCUGGUGGGCAGUGGUCACCAUGACCACAGUUGGCUAUGGAGACAUGGCACCCGUCACUGUGGGUGGCAAGAUAGUGGGCUCUCUGUGCGCCAUCGCAGGCGUGCUGACCAUUUCCCUGCCUGUUCCAGUUAUUGUCUCCAACUUCAGCUACUUUUACCACCGGGAGACAGAGGGUGAAGAGGCUGGGAUGUUCAGCCAUGUGGACACACAGCCCUGUGGCCCACUGGAGGGCAAGGUCAAUGGGGGUUUGGUGGAUCGAGAGGUGCCUGAGCUACCACCUCCACUCUGGGCACCCCCUGGGAAACAUAUGGUCACUGAAGUGUGAGGGACAGUUGAGGUCUGCGGGACCUCAUGUUUCCUUGGAGGGAGGGAUGGAGGGAGGGGCAGAGGGGAAGAUGGGGGGAGGGGGUUGGGUUUAGGAAGAACUAAGUUAGGUGGUAAUGAGCUGGGAACACUAAAUCUUGUUGGGUCUUGAGUUGUGGUUUGGUAGCUCCUGUGGGUACCUCCUUAGGUGACAAUGAAUGGCAAUGGCUUGUGCUGAGUUGAGGGGGAGAUUCCAUUGGUUUGUAUUGCAUUGGGCUGUGCAAAACUUGUGGAGCCUUUGGGGUAGUGUUGAGAUAGGUUUGGUCACAUAGUUUUGUGAGUUUCUUAGUUCCAUGUUGGGUUGGGUUAGGUGGCGAGUCUGGGUGAGUCUUGUCCAACUGCAUUGUGCAGGACUCUGUGGUUUUAUGAAUCCCCUAGGGCCAUGCUAAGGUGGUCACCCAUGGCAUUGUUGGGACUGCAUAGUGUUGUGGAGUUGAGUUGAGACAUGGUGGAAACCGUGUGGCUUUAUGAUCCUUCUAGGGCCAUGUUAUUUUAGGUUCUGUGAACUUGUGAGUUAUGUAGAAAUACAAAUAGUCAAGUGAUAAAAUGGGAGCUUUCUAGGUCACAUUAGGUUAAGUUGGGUUGGAAUGUAUGACCAUGGGAGUCUUUCAGGGUUCUGUUGUGCUGAAUUGUGUAGAGUUAUGUGGCUGGAAGUUUCUCAGGGCUACGCUGAGUUGAGUCAUAAUGAGUUGUAUAAUCAUGUGAGUCUUGUGGGGCCAGUUCAGUUGGGUGGUACAACUGUUUUGAGUCUCAUAGGGCCGUACUGAGUUGAGUUACAAGUUGUAUCGUUGAGUCCUGCAGGAAUGUUGGGUUAAGUUGAACUGUAUGUACGAGCUCCAUAGGGCCAUGUUGGUUUGUGUUUGCAUUUAGUAGCAGUACUAGGACCCAAGGAUAAGAGCACUGAGAAGGAAUCAUGUAUCAAGGAGCGAAUGUGGUGUGUGGGCAAACUGAACUGGCUUGCCCAGUGUCACUCACUGUAAGGGGCAGGGCUGGGGGCUGUAGAUUCAGGUGUUCAUGCAGAGGGACUCUGGAUAAACUAGGAAGAUGUAGCGGCUCCUUCCAUUUACCCCACACCUGCUUUGUUUUGCCAUUCAAACCUCUUCUCCACCUGUCUUCUCCACAGAGUUUGGCUUACAGACUCUUGAAUGGAGAUCAGAGCCACAAGGGCAGGGGAAAUGGGGAGAAAGUGUUUGUAGAAAGUGUUUGGAGAAAAUGUUUCUGUCCCUGUCCCCCCCAACAUGAUGGGGGGACAGAAACUCAAGAGAGGGGGACAGACAGCUGGAGAGGGAUAGAGACCCAGAGAAAGAAGAGAUACCCAAAGAAGAGACAGAGACCCAGAGGAAGGAGAUAGAGACCCAGGGGGGCGGGUGUCAGACACCCAGAGAGAGAGGAUCAGAGACCCAGAGUUGGAAAGAGACCAGAGCACCCCAGAGAAAGAGAACCAGAAAAGAAACAGGCAGAAAAAGUCAGUGCCCCCGAACUGAACCCAAGAGAAACGCUGUCUCUCUUCCAUAGGAUCACAAAGGAAUCCCAAAUCAUGGCAAGCCACCCCCUCCUCCUGCAGCAUAAGAAGUCAGCCAGACGAGCUUCAGGGCCUGCUCUCUUUUCCUGGGGAGAAACCAGAUUCUCAGAGCAUGGGAGUGGCUUCCCGAGGUCCCAUGGCAUGUCCCCGGGGGCCAAGACUUGUGGCCAGCCGCGUGACCCCACAUGUCCCCAUCCGCCUGCCGGUACACACAGGACCUCCCCAGUCCAACAGCUUCACGUCUCACAAAUGAGGCAACCGAGGCUCAGAGGGCAGGGUGUUAUCCAAGGUCACAAAACCUUUUCAGAGAUCUUUCAGUACUAAAAGGGCAUUUGGAGGACGAAGAGGACGGUUAAAUCACUAACACAUAUAGGACUUCCUAUGUGGCAGGUAUUAUUCAAAGUACUUGUAUA